AACAAUCUAUGCAUUUAUUACAGUAAUAGAUAAUACCCUUCAUAUCAUGUAAUAGACCACUUAAUAGUAACCAAAAUAUGUACUAACUUACCUGUUUAGUAAGAAUAUAUUAGCAACUUUGAAAGAUGAAAUUAAUAAAAUCUGUAAAAUGAGAAAACACACAAAUUGAAAAGCAACUUGAUAACAACUCAGCAAACACUACAGUUGAAGUUUAAACAUAUUAUCUAUGCACAAAAAAUGGAUAAUGAAAAGCAGUAACACGCGAAAAAUAAAAUAAUAGCCGAACCUCCCUGCUUCGAGACGGUCCGAAGGAAGCCAAACAGAGACCGUGACAGCGUCCAGGUGGCAGCCAGACAGAUAGGAACACGUCCCUUCCCGGCCUGCCUUUAGCUCAGCACUCUUCAGCACCUCAGCAUAGCAGCCAUCAUGCACACCUUCCUCUCCCGUGUGAAUGCUGUGAGCGCCUUCAGCCUCAGCACACUGGCGGCGCUCACAUUUGGGUGCUUCGCCUCGACGUUCCUCAAGAAUUACAGCGCGCCUGUCUCCAUCACUGCUGCCAAUAUUGUGCUGAAGAAUGUGCCGGAGUAUGCAGUGUCUCGGGAGAAGAAUGACCUUGGAGCGCUGCGUUUUGACAUGAACUCUGACCUCACCCCGCUCUUCAACUGGAACACCAAGCAACUCUUCCUCUACCUGGUGGCUGAGUACGAGACACAGAACAACAAGGUUAACCAGGUUGUGUUAUGGGACAAAAUCAUUCGACGUGGAGAAGCCUCUGUCGUGUCACUGAAGAACCAACAUCUCAAGUAUUAUUUCUGGGACGAUGGGAAUGGCCUGCUGGGUCACAAGAACGUCUCCCUCUCUCUCUCCUGGAACAUCAUCCCCAUUGCUGGCACUCUUCCCUUGUGGAGUGGCAGUGGGUCGUACCGCCUCACCUUCCCUGCUGAGUACACACAGGGAAGGAGCUCUUACUAAAGGGCUAGAGGUGGUGGUGGUGGUGGUGGUGGUGAUUUGAAUGUAGAGGGAGUGUUUCUUUCAUUCUCUCUCUUUCUCUCUCUCUCUCUCUCUCUCUCUCUAAUAAUUUCUUU
This is a messenger RNA of Portunus trituberculatus (swimming crab), 1085 nucleotides long. RefSeq names its product signal peptidase complex subunit 3-like (gene Spase22-23). NCBI's taxonomy places the organism in Eukaryota, Metazoa, Arthropoda, Malacostraca, Decapoda, Portunidae. Gene Ontology annotation, cellular component: membrane; signal peptidase complex. Gene Ontology annotation, biological process: protein targeting to ER. The coding region runs from base 427 to 972 and encodes 181 amino acids. The transcript has 4 exons. The record is from RefSeq and is a predicted model, not a curated record.